Messenger RNA from Culex pipiens pallens (northern house mosquito), 1172 nucleotides. RefSeq lists its product as uncharacterized. NCBI's taxonomy places the organism in Eukaryota, Metazoa, Arthropoda, Insecta, Diptera, Culicidae. The record is from RefSeq and is a predicted model, not a curated record. The transcript is spliced from 3 exons. The coding region runs from base 1 to 609 and encodes 202 amino acids.
AUGGACAAGGAAGUGGCAAAAGAGUUUUCACCGGUCAAACUUAAGAUCAAGCGGGCGCUCAGCAAGGACGAUGAACUAUCGGACGCGGAACUGGACCAAAGCAGUUCCAACGCGAAGACGCCCAAAACAACCACCAAAAAGGGUGGUCGAGGAAAGAACCGAACCCGCACCGAGUCCGAAGUCGAAGCAAGCCUCCUCCAAGAGCGCCAAGGAGCAGGAACCGGACACACCCGUACCUGCCUAGCCGGAACCGCCAGUGAACCAGGACGAUUGGUUGUGGUCCGACCGAAAGUACUACGUAAACAAGGUCACAAGGGAGACAACAAGUACAUGGUGCUGUUCGAGGACGGUGCCUCGAAGGCCCUCUCCAAGGAUGUCAUCGUGAUCGGAUGCGACACAUACGAGGCCGGUUUCGUCGUCGAGGUCAAGCGGAACGAAACCACCAUCGAAGUUUCGUACGUGGUCCGGAUCGGCGAGGGCACUGUCGAGGUGACCGCCUCCGACCUAUAUCUAAACGAGGAGCAGGUCAAGUUCAUCAACCGGGCAUGCAAGGCCGCCGAAGGGGGCGCGGACGAUCCGAUGCAGUCGCCGUCGGCCAACGGCAAGUGAGACAGCGCGACAAACACGUCGAUCCUACAGACGCCGGAAGAAGCGUCCGCCGCGGGUGGUGGCGAAAACAAUUCGCGGUCGACGCGGAGCAAACGCAGCUACAAAAUCCAGCUCGUUCUCCCGGCAGUGGUUGGUGUGCUUUCCAGCCAGCCCGUGUUUUGGCAACUCGUCCGCGUUCCGGAAGGUCACCCUCCCGGCACUGAUUAGUGCGCGUCCCAGCAGCAGCCCGCGUUUCCGCAACUUGACCGUGUUCCGGAGGGCCGUAAUCACGGCAGUAGACUUGUUUAUUUUUUAAUGUAAAAUGGUAAAAAAAAACGUUUCAAAUAAAGAGUAAACUUUUCAAUAAAAUCAAUUUUCAUUUAUUUUAUUAUUCCAUCAAAAAUAGUCCUCCCCGACCCGAUAUCCGCAUUCCCGGCGAUUUUCACCCUACCCAACCCAUCUCAAUUUUGAGAUCGCCUUCUGGAUCUCAAAAUUGAGAUCGAGUUGCUCAUCUCAACGUUGAGUGGUUUCACUUUUAGCCGGUUUGCGACAUCCAUCUCAAAAUUGAGAUCGCCUGGUUAGCG